GAGAGUCACAAACACAAGCACCGAAGCAGAAACAGAAACAGAUCUAUUAUUAUUAUUAUUUAAGAGUCAGCACCGUCGAGAGAAAUGGCCCCGAUUGCAGUUGGCAACGUGAUCCCAGAUGGUACUCUCUCCUACUUCGACGACAAAGACGACCUCCAAUCUGUGUCCGUACACUCCCUCGCUGCCGGUAAAAAGGUCAUCCUUUUCGGCGUUCCCGGUGCCUUCACCCCCACUUGCAGCUUGAAGCAUGUACCUGGAUUCAUUGAGAGAGCGGAGGAGCUGAAAUCAAAGGGCGUUGACGAUAUUCUCUUGGUUAGCGUUAACGACCCCUUUGUGAUGAAGGCAUGGGCCAAAUCUUACCCUGAGAACAAGCAUGUCAAGUUUCUUGCCGAUGGCUUAGCAAAAUACACACAUGCUCUUGGUCUUGAGCUUGACCUUGGAGACAAAGGACUUGGCACUCGUUCAAGGAGGUUUGCUCUUUUGCUCGAUGAUCUCAAAGUGAAGGUUGCAAAUAUUGAAUCUGGGGGUGAAUUUACUGUCUCCAGUGCAGAGGAAAUCAUCAACGCUCUUUGAAUAUUAAUUAAGACACAUGGCUAUCUUUUGUCUCUAUGCCCUUUCUCCUCACUAGGCUCUCGUUCUUGUCUUCAAAUUAGAAUGUGGCGGAUAUAAAAAUAAAGUUGUUUCAACUAUUGUUGUGGAUCGUGGAACAAUCAGUGUGCUUAUUAUAUGAUAUUAUUACUUUUGGCCGUA
This is a messenger RNA of Quercus robur (English oak), 750 nucleotides long. RefSeq names its product peroxiredoxin-2B-like. The transcript has 3 exons. Gene Ontology annotation, molecular function: thioredoxin peroxidase activity. Bases 85 to 573 code for a protein of 162 amino acids. NCBI's taxonomy places the organism in Eukaryota, Viridiplantae, Streptophyta, Magnoliopsida, Fagales, Fagaceae. Gene Ontology annotation, biological process: hydrogen peroxide catabolic process; cell redox homeostasis; cellular response to oxidative stress. Gene Ontology annotation, cellular component: cytoplasm. The record is from RefSeq and is a predicted model, not a curated record.